UAACAUAAAUUAAAAAUGGCGGGGCUGAGGACUUGCUACCGUCUGCGGACCGCUGCUGCAGGCAAAACGGACGCUUUUUUACCGUCUAGCUAGCUUUGAUGUCGGACUUUUUAGCUCAGAAGUAGCGGAGAUGGAGAGGGGGGAGGGGUUACCGUCGUCGGUGGAGGGGUUACGGGUCGAGGUGCUGCGGCUGCGGCAGGAAUUGGAACAGACGUCCCAGGAAAAAAUCCAAGCGGCCGAGUACGGACUGCAAGUGCUGGAGGAAAAACAGCUCAUCCUCCAGCAAUAUGAAGACUUGGAAGCGCUGUUUGAAGUGACUAACAGGGAGCUGGACCUAGCCAAAGAGACCCUGGGGAAGGUGCACCUGACCCAUAAGAAAGUGUCCCAGGAUGGGGAGGACAGAGAGGAGACCCUGCUGAAGGAAACAGCCACCAGGGAGGCCGACCUGGUCACCAGGAUAGCUGACCUGGAGGAGGAUCUCAAACAUGCCAAACAGGUUCUGAGUAACGUCCAGUCGGAGAACGAGAGGCUGGGAGGGCUGAACCAUGAGUACUGCCAGGCCAUCGAGACGCUGGAGAAACAGAGGAAAGGUCUGCGAGACGAGAUCAAGGAGUACAAGUUCCGAGAGGCGCGGCUCAUGCAGGACUACGGAGAGCUGGAGGAUGAAAACAUCUCGCUACAGAAACAGGUGUCUGUGCUGAAGUCCUCCCAGGUUGAGUACGAGGCCCUGAAACACGAGAACAAGCGACUGAUGGAGGAAACAGAGCUACUGAACAGUCAGAUGGAGGAAGCCAUGAAGCUGAAACAGAUUGCAGAGAAACAGCUUGAAGAAGCCCUGACCACCCUGAAGGAGGAGAGGGAACAGAAGCUGAGCCUGCGCCGCGAGCUCAACUCCCUCAUGAGCAUCGACUCCUUCUCCAGCUGGAGUCACGACACUCUCGGUGCCCUCAAUCUCACCUACGACAACGACAAGGCCGCCGCCGCCGCCGCUGCGGGCAGUCGGGGGGACGGUGGCCACGAGGAGACCAACGGUGCCAAGCCGGGGCCCAGCCUCGUCUCAGACCUCCUCAGCGAACUUCACAUGUCGGAGAUCCAGAAGCUGAAGCAGCAGUUGAAGCAGGUUGAGAUGGAGAAGGCGGCCCUGAUGAAGACUUUGCAGGAGUCUCAGCAGAAACUGUCCGAGCAGGACUUAAAGAUGUCUGAGAUGACUGCGGAGAUCGAAGGCACCAAGAAAAAGGUUGACCACGAGAGCAAAGAAAUGUUGCAGGCGAAAUUGAGGACCCUGGAGUCAGAGCUGAAGAUGUUUCAGGAGAGUCAGGAAGACGAGGACAGGAGACACAAGUCCAGGUUCAGCGAGAUGCAAGCUCAGAUGUCUGCUCUGAACAAGAGGAACAUCGAAGCAAGACAGGAGUGGGGUUUGAGGCAGUCCGCAUCCGUCAUUCAUGGGUUGGAGGCUCAAGUCUCGCAACUCCACAGACAAAUGCUUGAAAGAUUACAGACCAUCCGCCAGCUGGAGGACAGGCUGUGUUCGACGAGCGAGCUGGCUAGCGAGGGCCAGAGCAGCAUCAACAUGACACAGGACGAGCUGGUGACGGUUAGCGAGGAGCUCGCACAACUGUACCACCACAUCUGCAUGGUGAACGGGGAGACGCCCAGCAGGAUCAUGCUGGAUCACAUGAGAACUGCCAAGGGAGCCAGAAGGAACAGUAUGAAGAAGGAGAGAAAAAGUCACGGUCACAGGUUGAGAGCGGGAUCGAUGCCCAUCCUCUCAUCCCGUAACGGUCACGGCAGGCAGACCAGCCCCACGCUGGCCCGCAGAAACAGCAUGGCGGAGAUCAGGCCUUCCGGCCUCAGCACGCCCGACCCCGCAGCGCACCGACGAAGAGGCACCGACUCCCCUCCGUCCAGCCCCGAGAGCCCCACGUCCGAGACGGGACCCGAGGGGGCCGCCGCACAGAACGGGGAGGUCAAGGGAGACCCCACCACGUGCUACAACUUGCUGCAAACCGUCAGGGACCAGAUUAGGCACCUCAAGCGUGCAAUCGACCACAUGGUGGAGGUUGCGCGCCAGCGGUCGCCAGUGGAUUCCUCGGAUGCGAUGGACAAGGCCGAGCUGCAGGAACAGGUGCUGAAGCUGAAAUCCCUCCUCAGCGCGAAACGCGAACAGAUCGCCACGCUACGCACGGUGCUGAAGGCGAACAAACAGACGGCCGAGGUGGCGCUCGCCAACCUCAAGAGCAAAUACGAGUCGGAGAAGUCCAUGGUCCACGAGACCAUGAUGAAGCUUCGUCAGGAACUCAAGGCCCUCAAGGAAGAUGCGGCCACUUUCUCUUCCUUGCGAGCAAUGUUCGCGAGUCGCUGCGACGAGUACGUGAGCCAGCUGGACGAGAUGCAGAGGCAGCUGGCGGCCGCGGAGGACGAGAAGAAGACGCUCAACUCCCUGCUGCGCAUGGCCAUACAGCAGAAACUGGCGCUCACACAGAGACUGGAGGACCUGGAGUUCGACCGCGAGCAGACCAAUCGCGUCAAGAGGUCCAGCUCCAUGCGGAUGUCGUCGCGAUACGGCGGCACCACCACCAAAUGUUAGAAGUCAUGCAUGUCAGCAGCCAUCUUUGCAUGUGCAUGGGCCCUGUGGACCGAUCCACCCGCUGGUCACCCCCUCAUCUAUGAUGGUUUCUUCCGAGUGGGAGGGGGGCAAGGAAAUGUACUAUAGCAUUGAAUUUCGUGACUCUUAAACUAACACUUUUGGUGGUAUUGUAUAUUAUCGUCUCUUAACUAUAGAAGUGCAUUUGUUCAAUGUAUUGUAACAAUACUAAUUAUAUAAUGGAAUAAUGGGUAGGCCUUAGAAUAAGUCAUAUUCACAUUCCAGUUAUGUGGUAUAAGUGUUCUAAUACACGUAUAUAAAGCAUGUUUAUGAGAGCAUGCUUGUUAGCCUUUUAUUGAAUGGCUUGUUUGGCUUGGUAAUGGUCAUUAACACAGAAACGUAUUACAAGUUUGUGUGUCUAUUCAGACUAAGUAAAACAGCUCAAAGUAUUCCAGCCAAACCAAUCGUGAUCCCACCAAUCAACCUGUAAGUGUAAAUGAAUUUUUUCUUCCAAAGCCUAUAUUCUUAUUUUUACACAUAUAUAUUCAACGCAAUCUAUGUUUUGUAUUAUUUUUAAAGAAAUUGGCAAUUUACAUUGUUAUCAAAUAUUUGCAAAUGCUUACGGUAUCAAAAUAUCCAUUUAUAAGCCAAUAUUGAUCAUCUAUUUAUAUGAAGUACAGCACUUCUUGCAAAAAAAUUAUGCAGUAAUAUGUUGCAGUUAUUUAUUCAUACUACAGCAACUACUCAUUUUCUAUCAAUGUUUAAUAUUCAGAUUUUGAACUCUACUGAAAGAAUAUGUGAGCACUUGCUUAUACUUUGUUAUAAACAGUUAUACGAGAUCCUAGGAAAGCCUAGUUUAUAUAUUGUUACUAAAGUCCAGUCCUUUUGGUAGUAGAAAGGGCAUUUUUAGUGCUGCAUGUUUUGGCGACGCCUCAGGGGCGGAGCCGUCAGUAUAUUACAUCUAGAUCUUCCAUGUUACGUUGUAUAACAAAGUACAGUAUAUGGGUACUGGUAAAAAAGGUUUCAACCACUAUUAUCUAAUAAGCUGUUCUUUGGUAUCUUUCAGUGGAAAUCUUCGAUUAUUAUAAGAUGCAAUUAAGUGAACUAGGGUAUUCUUUGAUUCUUGAAAUAGUUGAACUGUUAUUUCAACAGUUAUGUAUUCUUUGAUUGUUUACCAGUGUAGCAUGUAUGGUAAACCGUGUGAUCAAAAUGCCAGUAUAUUUUAUGUAUGAUAUUUGCAUUAUUACGCAGUGUUGUCAUAGAAGUCACUGGUAAUGAUGUUAACAAAAGACAUUGAAAGAUUUUUUUGUGAGGGGACAACAUUAAAUGUGCCCUUGUUGGUGAGUUGUCCAUUUCAGAUUAGGCAAUAGUUUCUAUGAAAUGCCAUUAGUACUGGAUACGGUAUUGCAAGUGGUGGUGUAUUACCAGAUUGGUGAUUAUGUCCAUAGCCAUCGUGUUAUAUUCUAACAUCUAUAUAAUGUCAUAACUAUUUUGAAAGAAAGUAUGGUACUAAAUGCUUGUCUAACAAGGUUGACAGGUGAACGUUCAGUAAGUGAAUUAUUUUGUUAGCAUGGUUUUAAAAGGGAGCCGCCACCACAAUGGUGUCUGCUCUCAGAUUUCAGAUUGCAAUACUUAUGAAAUGUCAUUAUUUGAUAUAUCCUAUAGCGUAUUUCUGAAUACUCCAGUAUACCUCCUGUGCCAUAGCUGUGUGAUGAUUGGUACAUGAUUUUAUGGUCUUAUUUAGUAUAUUACAGUAAUAUGUUAUUGAAUGGCGCUAAUCCAGAUGUGAAAUAUGUUACAAAACCGAUGCACAGAUCAUAUAUGAUGCUGCCACGAAGACGAUUUUCCAUCUAGUCAUGUUGUUCACAUGUAAUUAUGUCAAUUGUGUGACACUUUGGGAUUCUUGCUUGCUGUUACAUUGUCUAUUAUUGUAUUCAAGUAGGUAAGGACUCACCUAUACUAUACUGUAACCUUCAUAGCAACCUGCAGGGCUUGACAUUGUUGGAAUACUGUGAAAUGUUUUCUACUUGUAUAUUAGAAUUCAAGCUGCCAGUCAGCUAAUCAAAAUACUGAUAUACAAUCAGAAAACAUAAGUAGAAUUGUCAACAUUUUCAAGCAAAUGUGUUAUGUUUGCCUUCACAUGGUCUAGUGUAACAAGCUACUGCCCGGUUUGUUCUUUCUCAAACAAAGACCAGCCCUGUCCUUCCACUUGCUACAUUAUGAAAUCGAACAUCACAGGAGGUCUGCAAGCACCUCCAGUAACCAUGGUGACAGGCGUCUGAUCGAGGUCAUUGCCCUUAUUUGUUUGGAAAGGGAAGAGAAGAAGAAGAAACGGAGCAAAAACAAAAUUCCCACCUUUUGUGAAGGUAGACAUAAUAAACCAAAGCCCUGAAACCUGCUAUGAAGGAUAACUAUUAUAAAGGGAUGACUACGAUGUUGCUUACUUGUACUAACGUCAUGCUUUGUACUUGCAGUGCUUUUUCUGAUCAGUGUUAUCAAAGUACUGGCAGCUGUAGAAGAAGCAAUGAUGUGUUAGGUAGUAAUACACUUCACCACUGACUAGGGCUGUGUACCUAAUGUCCAUACCUAUGAAAUAGUGUAGGUACAUGUACAGGUAUGUACAGGUGUACCUGGACCUGAGUAAACUGAAAUACUAGUGGACACCAAUUUUAAGACUUAGGUCUUUAAGAUGGGUAAAUUCCUUGUCAACGAGGACUGUUGUGGCAGUCCUACGGUUAAAGAACUUGCAAGAAUAUUGCUUUGAGAUACAAUUAUUCAAAAGAGAGUUGGUUACUUGUAUGACUUACAGAUAUUUGAGCAAACUUGUUUAAGCCCGGACCUUUACCUAAAUUACUGUACCUGUAUCUGAAAUAUGUUUAGGUACACAGUUCUACCACUGACUGUUUUUGACAGAGAUGUUGUCACAAUUGCGAGCGUUUGUUAUGCACGAGUAACUAGGGGCACGACUUGUUGCCAAAAAGCGAUGAAAUACGCGCUCACGAGAUGUACAUGGCCCAAUUGACUAAGAACACAAAAAGGAAAGAAACUGAUAUAAACCUGGGUAUUCUCUGGGAAUUGUGCCUUGUAAUAUGUUUCACUGCAUACCAAGUCUAUACGUAAGAAAGAUGUUGGCCCAUACUUGAUGGGUACAAAAAUGACGCAUUUUUGAAGUUGCUAAAAGAUGAAGCGUUUGUUUGUUUUCUAACCACCGGUGGCGACAAGAAUUUGCCCAUGUACAGGAGGAGCUUUAGGGGGUUAUGAAAGCAUCAGAGUUGCCAUAUUUGCUGUUUGUUGCAAGGAAAUGGUGUUCGGUAGACAGUAAGUGUAAGGAAUGUCAUGAUUUUGCACAACCUCGUAUACUUAACACUGCAAGCAUGCACACAACCCAAACAUUUUCAACAACCUGGGGUAAAAGAUAGGAUGCUUACUAGCAAAGCUGAUAUUUAUGUAAAGAAAGAAAAACGUCCAAUGAAACAAUUGUCUAAGAUAUUUAUUACAUAGACUGGCCGUAUAUAGAGACAAAGCAUUUUUAUAUUUCCACAGCGAAAGUUAUUGGGUAAAUCAAGGCACAAUUUGUAUCAAAGUACCACUGAACCAUGCCUUUCUAGUCCUUUUGAUGUCACAAGAGACUCGGAGGACGGACGAGAACCUCCUAUGUAGUAGAGAACUACGUAACGUGUUCUUACCCAAAAUUUUGAUAAACAAACAAAAAAAAUAAAGGAAUAUUAGAGGUGUA
Molecule: messenger RNA, 6320 nt
Organism: Branchiostoma floridae (Florida lancelet)
Lineage: Eukaryota; Metazoa; Chordata; Leptocardii; Amphioxiformes; Branchiostomatidae
Product: protein bicaudal D homolog 2-like
Exons: 11
Coding region: 131-2587 (818 amino acids)
Biological process (GO): regulation of microtubule cytoskeleton organization; microtubule anchoring at microtubule organizing center; protein localization to organelle
Cellular component (GO): cytosol; Golgi apparatus
Molecular function (GO): dynactin binding; cytoskeletal adaptor activity; dynein complex binding
Source: RefSeq, a predicted model, not a curated record